AUGUCUCUUCGUGUUACUUCAACCGUUUCUAACUCUGCUAAGUUGUUCGUUCGUGCCAUGUCUGGAGGACCAGGAGAUGGAGCUGGAAGAGGAGGUGGAAGCGGAGGAUCUAUCCGCAGUGCCGGAGGAGCUUUCGGAAAGAUGGAAGCUGCUCGUGAAGACAAGUACUUCUACGAUGAGCAAAAGAAACAACUUGGCGAGAUGAAAGACGAAAUCCUUAAGGAGAUUGAGCAUCAUCGCAAUGCUGUUCAAAGAAACGAGAAGCGUCUUGCUGAGCUUGAUAACAAGGCCAAGAAUAGCUCGAUGGAAGAAAGUGAAAAUCCAGUUCAGAUUGAUGAGAUAGUCCAUGAUUUGCAGCAGCAGGGCUCAUCAUCAGCUGUUAAUGAAGACGUCGAUGCUGUUGAUGAGGGAAAAGCUAUAGAGAAUUAUUCUUCACAUACUCAGGUGGCCGGGCGUCGGCUUGUCCGCCGAGUUAUGCAUCAGGAUAUCAAUGUAGAACCUAGUGAGAUUGUUCCGAAUGCUGAAUGCUCACUUAGUAGGAAUCAUGAUGAGAAAAUGAUUGUUAGUUCCGAUAUAUCUACUGGCAAUGGGCUUAAAAGAGUUUAUAUGAGACGAAAAAGAACGCCCGAAGAAAUUCUAGCUCAAGAUCAUUCUAAUAUUCCUCAGCAAACUGUACCUAAUCAGAGAGUCCCAGGUCUUCCUGGAAAGCGAGGAAGGAGGCCGAACUCUUUUGCUUCCGAAACUGAACCUAUUUCUCGUACAGAAGCUGCUCGCCGAAGUGGUCGGCCUACUAUUGUUCAUCCUUCUGGUGUUGAGUUUGCCAUUCCGAUAUCAGUGGAAGCCCACCCAAUUCCUUUAAGUGAUACCAUUCCGGAUGCAGCUGCUUAUGAUAUUUUGAGAGAUGAUAAAGGCUUGCCAUAUUGUACAUUUUGUCAUUGUGUUUUGAAAACAUGGCAUGCUAUGGAGUAUCAUAUAAUGAAUGUCCAUUUAAAAUAUCGACCUUAUCGCUGUAUGUAUUGUGUAAAAGAAUAUUUUUAUACUGAGGACGAAUGUAUUUCUCAUGUAAAAGGAAACCAUGUUGGUAAACCUCUUCACUUCAUUAGAGAAUUAAAGGAAGAUAAGGAAGAAGAAGCUGAGAAGUACUUUUCAGCUCUGUUCCUCAUGAUCCGUGAAGGGGAGCACUUCAACGAGGAGCGUGUUAUGCACAUCCAACGAACGGCUUAUCAACAUAUGCAACGGUUCCAUAGAAUGAGGUUUAAAGUUCCAGAAGUUGUUGCCAGGCAAAGAUCUCAAAGAGACGGUACAGCUCAGACGUUCGUAACUAUGGCUGCACCACAAACAUUGAUCUCGUCAUCCUUAAAGAAUAUGUAUAGAGAAAGAGACGAUUUAAUGAAUCAUCAUAUGAAAAUGGUCCGUCUAUCAUCUGGAGAGUAUGCUGAAGUAGUUCAGAAUGUCCAUCCAAAUAGAUAUGUAAUGAAUAGAGAUCUGGAUGGCACGGAAGGUGCUGAUGGAGAUUAUGAUCAAGAUCAUAUAGAUGUAGUGGACCAUGGGCUGGAUCACCAUCCCCAUUACUGA
Auanema sp. JU1783 is the source of this 1575-nucleotide messenger RNA. The record is from the annotation of a GenBank genome assembly. Lineage: Eukaryota; Metazoa; Nematoda; Chromadorea; Rhabditida; Rhabditidae.